GUUUUAAUAAAACGCUGCCAGGUGAAGGUUGGAGAUCAGCAAAGUUAGAAGAAAAAGAGGAAGAAGGUCAACUUACCUUGUCAGGGAACCAUGUCACGCAACCCCAGCAAGACUCGAGCAGAAAAAGGUCAUAUCACAUCAGCCCAGCCUCCACAUCCUGCACAAGCUGAGGACGUGGUAGAAAAUGUGGACCCAGGCUGUCUUUCCAAGUCUGAGUUUCUGAAUAUGAUAGCUCAGGAAGAAGAAGAGGAAAUUGUGUCGGAUAUCCUUGAUGAACUCAUGACCCACGUGACAGAGAAAUGUUAUGAAGUGUAUCUUAAGAAACAGAUAAUGCCAUUCACUGUGGCCUGGGCAGAGAAUACAAUACUCCAGCUGGCAAAGUGGCAGUACCUUAUGCAUGAUGAAGGUGAUGAUGUAGAAACAAUAUCACUGCUACAGGAAGACACAGCACCCGCACCUUCAGUUCCAGAUUCCUGGGCUGAAGGCUGUGUGCCGGUUAUCAAAAUCUCAAAUCAAUUACAGGAGGUUAUGAUCGACUCAAAGAAAACUGAAGUUGAAGUUCCACAGAAAAUACAGGAGGCCCAGUCAAUAAGCAAAACAGAAUCUCCCCCAAGGAAACCAAGACGAAACGGCAGGGCCAUGAGAGUAAUCCCUGCAUUUCGUGCAAAGAAAGAAUUGCAAAGAAAACCACAUCCACCAGAGACACCUUCACCAAACAAACUAAAACCUCCAGAAACACAGAAUAGAUUGCGAUAUUAGGACUUAUUGUGUGAAGAAAAGCUAGAGGUUUUCCGCCAAAGGUCAACAAGAUUAUUACUGAGUGCCUCAGCACAUCCUGACCUAUUAAGGAACAAAGCUAGAUGCCAAUUAGUUUCACAGAGGAACUGAAAAUACAAAAAAAAAAAAACAUUCUUUAUUUCAGGGUCCAAAGAGAGAGUGAGUUCACCUUAAAUUCUUAUCAUGUGACUCCCGAAAUAACAAUUAUUUUAUACUUAUGCACAGACAACAAUUUCUUUCUUUCUUUUUCUCUUAAUUAAUGAUUCUUUAUUUAAUCGUAAAUAAUUAAUUCAUCGUAAUUAAUUAAUUCUCAUAAAGUGUACAUACUGUAAGAAACACAGUGAAGCCAAUCUUUUCAUAUUAUU
Clarias gariepinus (North African catfish) is the source of this 1142-nucleotide messenger RNA. RefSeq lists its product as uncharacterized. NCBI's taxonomy places the organism in Eukaryota, Metazoa, Chordata, Actinopteri, Siluriformes, Clariidae. Bases 91 to 759 code for a protein of 222 amino acids. The transcript is spliced from 4 exons. The record is from RefSeq and is a predicted model, not a curated record.